GAAAAAAGACUUUCAGAUACGUGUCACUGUGUCAGCCAUCCAUCACAAGAUCAGAAUCAAUCUGACGGCUACUGGAGUUUAUAAAUACCGUUACCUAAGUGGGAUUAAUCAACAAAAGCUUCGUAUUAAUCACAACAGUUUCAAUCAAGAAUCAAAAAAGCUUUUAAUAAACCCAUUAAUUUCUUCUUUAUUUUCCGGGAAAAUGAAUUAUCUGCGUCAACUGUUUCGCGUGGAUAGUAUUGUUGAGAUAAACAUAAGAAAUGCACAAUAUUAUCCGGCCAAGAUUCUUGAACUAAUCGGAGACGGCCACACCUAUAAGGUGCAGUACUUGGCCCGUUUCGCUGAUCAAGAACUCACAACGCCGAUCAUUUCAGUGGUUCCCGUGUGGGCUAUGAGGCCUCUUCCGCCGCUGUUGACUGAUCGGAGUUUCAAGGUGCAAGAUAUUGUGGAUGUUAUGUUCAAAGGCAGUUGGCUCAAAGGAUAUUAUAUUGCAACAUUAAGAGGUCCUGAUCAGUACGUUGUAUUUGUGCCUGAGCAUGGCAACAUUUUCUCCGAUCAGAUUCGGUUCCAUGGCGAUUGGCUGGCCUUUCCGGUUUACGGGUUUCCAAUUAAAAGCGAACAUGAUAAAUUACCGGGUCUGAAGGUCCUCCCAAUUUCUCUAAGGCAUCCUCAACCAAAUGUUCCUCAAAUUGCUGCUGCUGAAGAUAACCGUGAUCGAGCAACUGGUUGAUUUUGACGGUGAAAUGUGAACCGUAUUUUCUGGAGAAUUAUGAUAAUGAAUGUGUAGUUAGUGGCGUUAAUUGCCAGGUUAUGAGUUUAGUUCUAAUUGUUCAUUUGGUAGAUCAUCUGCAUGCAAUUGAGUUUAUAUGAUACCUUUUGGCUUAUUUUAGUUUUGGCAUUUAUGUUCCAUUUUGAUACUAAACAGUAGAGUCUGUAUUAUUCUUUGCUCUGGAAACUGAGGGUUUUUAACUCUAUAUAAUGUCAGUAAUUCUGCAAAUAAACAAGAAGAUUUUCAACUAUUAUGUUGAAUCUCUUUCGAUAAUUUCGAA
This is a messenger RNA of Mercurialis annua (annual mercury), 1049 nucleotides long. RefSeq lists its product as uncharacterized. NCBI's taxonomy places the organism in Eukaryota, Viridiplantae, Streptophyta, Magnoliopsida, Malpighiales, Euphorbiaceae. The transcript has 2 exons. The coding region runs from base 203 to 730 and encodes 175 amino acids. The record is from RefSeq and is a predicted model, not a curated record.